Molecule: messenger RNA, 1865 nt
Organism: Vanessa tameamea
Lineage: Eukaryota; Metazoa; Arthropoda; Insecta; Lepidoptera; Nymphalidae
Product: probable ATP-dependent RNA helicase DDX55 homolog
Exons: 6
Coding region: 49-1848 (599 amino acids)
Cellular component (GO): nucleolus
Molecular function (GO): nucleic acid binding; ATP binding
Source: RefSeq, a predicted model, not a curated record
CGGAAAUUAGUGUUAUUAUUUUUACAUGGUAAAUCUUGAAAAAUCAAAAUGGUUAUUAAGGAAUGGUUUAAAGUUACACCUGCUUUAUCGCCACCAGUGUUAAAUUGCAUUAAUAAGCAGGGAUUUAAGACAAUGACACCCAUACAAGCGGCAGUUAUUCCUCUUAUUUUGUCAUGCAAAGAUGUAGUCGCAGAAGCUGUAACUGGUUCCGGUAAAACGCUAGCAUUCGUUGUUCCUAUGCUGGAGAUGUUACUUAAACGAGAAAAAGAAGCACCUCUCCGUAAAGAUUUUGUUUACGCUGUUGUAAUAUCACCUACAAGAGAAUUAGCUACACAAAUCUUUAGGGUGAUAGAAGAGUUUCAAAAAGAACCAGAAUUAGAGCACUUUACAUUAUCUCUGCUUGUCGGAGGUAGACCCAUAGAAGUAGAUGCGGAGAGUAUGCAGAAAGGUGCCCAGAUAGUAGUUUGCACUCCUGGGCGAUUCCAAGAUUUAUUAGCGGAGAGAAAAUAUCUUAAUUUACCUGGACGACUUAAAGACCUGGAUUUUCUCGUUCUCGAUGAAGCAGAUCGUCUUCUAGACUUAGGCUUCAGCGCUACGCUCACAACUAUAUUGCAAUACUUGCCCCGUCAACGACGUACCGGUCUUUUUUCCGCAACACAGACAAAAGAACUCCAAGAUCUAGUCAGAGCUGGUCUAAGAAACCCCGUUUUAAUUAGCGUCAAGGAAAAAUCUUCGAUCAGUACUCCCAUUGCAUUAGAAAACUAUUAUAUAAUAGUGCAGCCGGAAGAUAAAUUUUUAUUUCUUCUUAAUUUUAUUAGAAACCGAGAGAUUUCAAAAGGACUUUUCUUUCUACCAACUUGCGCGUGUGUCGAUUACUGGGCGGAUGUACUUCCGGCACUCCUACCCGACUUGAAGAUAUUCUUCAUACAUGGGAAAAUGAAAUUAAAACGAAAUAAGAUACUGGAAAAAUUUAGGGCUGCUGAGAAAACAAUCUUACUAUGUACGGACUUAAUGGCAAGGGGGCUUGACAUCCCCGAGGUGCAGUGGGUGUUGCAAUGGGAGCCGCCCAGCAGCCCGGCGGCGCUCGUGCACCGCGCGGGGCGCACGGCACGCGGGGGCGCGAGCGGUUGCUCGCUGUUGCCGCUGCUGCCGGCGGAGGACGCCUACGUGCCUUUUAUCCGCGCCAACCAGCGCGUGGAGCUCGUGGAUUGGAGGAGCUCCACCGACGAGAUCAAGAUCACACAGAAGCUAAGAGAUAAAGUCCUGUCCAUACUACACGAACAACAGAUGCGUGACAGAGCGGUUCUGGACAAAGGACAACGCGCGUUUGUUUCCCACAUAAGAGCGUAUUCGAAGCACGAAUGUAAUCUUCUUCUACGAUUAAAAGAACUACCCCUAGGCCACAUAGCCACCAGCUAUGGUCUAUUGAAACUGCCAAUAAUGCCGGAGAUAAAGGAAGAGCAUAAGAAACAAUUCGUUGGGCCAAAGGAUAAGAUAGAUUACAAUAGCAUACCAUACAAAGAUAAACAGAAAGAAGCAAGUCGAUUGCAGAAGUUAGAAGAAUAUAAAAAUACGGGCACGUGGCCGUCUAAGAAGAAAAAGAAAAUGUUAAAAACGCAGCCAUGGGAAUUAGCAAAACAAAAUAAACUCGAGAAUAAAGAGAAAAGAAUGAAGCGGAAAGAGUUGAAAAAGAAACACAAAGAGGAAGGUAAAAAUGUUAAGAAGAGAAAGGCAGUAACGCAAGAAGAAUUGAGCGAACUAGCGGCCGAUGUGGCAUUGAUCAAGAAACUCAAAAAGAGGAAAAUUACUAAAGAACAGUUUGAUCAAGCUUUCGAUGUAGAUAAAUAAAUAUAUUCUGAUAUUAA